This is a messenger RNA of Drosophila rhopaloa, 496 nucleotides long. RefSeq lists its product as uncharacterized. The annotation marks the transcript as partial. The transcript has a single exon. The record is from RefSeq and is a predicted model, not a curated record. Lineage: Eukaryota; Metazoa; Arthropoda; Insecta; Diptera; Drosophilidae. Gene Ontology annotation, molecular function: nucleic acid binding; zinc ion binding.
AUGUCCAAGUGGAAAGGUAAAGACUUGGAGGAAAUUGCCGUGUCGGUAGCGUUGGCACACUUGGCUCAAAUCGACAACGGUUUGGUGCGCUGGGUAUACACCACCAACAUAACAAGCCGAAAUGACCUACAACAGCAACUCCAGGCCCACGUUUUCAAGAAGCGUAAUACGGAAGAGGAUGCAUACUCAACCGGCCCAGAGCGGAAGAAGCCCAAAUUCCAAGUAAAGUGCCACCAUUGCGGAAAAAUUGGCCACAAAGUAGCUGAAUGCCGUAGCCGACUGGAAAGGGCACAGAACGCAAUAGGAAACAACCAGAACGGGAGCAGCCAUACUGGAGCAAAGGAUGGCUUCAAUAUACGAUUUUUUAAGUGCAACGAACUAGGACAUUACGCUAGUUCAUGUCCUAAAAUCCGGACCAGCGGAAAUGAGAAGAUCUUCAAGAAGCGUGUGAACAUUUGCACUGUUUCCCCGCCCAAGGGAAUAAUAAAUGUAUCCG